AUGAGGCCGGUGAGAGAGGCCGCGGCGGCGCUGGUGGGCAUCGACGGCGGCGACGACCAGGCGGCGGCGGCAUCCGCGGCCGGACACGUAGCCCACGCGCACGCGGGGCUGUGGAGGACGCCGAUGCCGUACAUCUUCCUCGGUUUCGCGCUCAUGAUGGGCCUCAUUGCCGUCGCGCUGCUCAUGCUCGUCUGCACCCGCCGCAAGCCGUCGACAGGCGUCGGCGCGUCGCGGCGGGGAAGCGGCGCCACGGAGGAGGCGUCAGCGUCGGCGCGGGGGGCGACGAUGGCGCCGCUCGACCGAGAGCCCAAGGUCGUCGUCAUCAUGGCCGGCGACGACAUGCCGUCCUUCAUCGCCAGCGCCAGGCCCUUGUCUUUCUCCGGCGAGCCGAGCAAGCCGGACGCGGCCUAG
Molecule: messenger RNA, 411 nt
Organism: Lolium rigidum
Lineage: Eukaryota; Viridiplantae; Streptophyta; Magnoliopsida; Poales; Poaceae
Product: protein GLUTAMINE DUMPER 6-like
Exons: 1
Coding region: 1-411 (136 amino acids)
Biological process (GO): regulation of amino acid export
Source: RefSeq, a predicted model, not a curated record